AACGCCGUGCCAGACACGCAACUGGGGCUCAGUGCCGAGGAGCUCCAGCUGCUCCGGCAAGGCCAGGCGGCUCUGGGAGGCGGCGGGGGCUCGGCAAGCUCUCGGGCAGCCAGCAGAGCCAGCAGCCAAGGCCUCCUGAUGCUGGACAGCACGUCGCUCUCGGCUCUGGGGCGAUACUUUGAUCGAUUGAUGGCCGGCAUCGAACAAAACAUUCGCUAUCUCAGCGAACAAGCCCAGAUGUUCACUCAGGUCCAGUACGACCGAGCCGGCAACAUCAUUGACGGCGCCGAUGCCGAAAUCGCACGCUAUACGGAUAUCCUGCGACAGCUCGAUGAACUCGAGGUCGAUUUCGACAGGAUAGCCCACAUCAAGGAAAUCGUCAAGGGAUACAGAUCAAGGGUUGAAACACUGGAAAGAGACUUGGAGAGCAGCGGUGGCUCGUCAAGUCGACACAAACAU
Messenger RNA from Trichoderma reesei QM6a, 459 nucleotides. RefSeq lists its product as uncharacterized. The annotation marks the transcript as partial. The record is from RefSeq and is a predicted model, not a curated record. Gene Ontology annotation, cellular component: BLOC-1 complex. Gene Ontology annotation, biological process: endosome organization. NCBI's taxonomy places the organism in Eukaryota, Fungi, Ascomycota, Sordariomycetes, Hypocreales, Hypocreaceae. The transcript has a single exon.